This is a messenger RNA of Ornithodoros turicata, 2760 nucleotides long. RefSeq lists its product as uncharacterized. The record is from RefSeq and is a predicted model, not a curated record. The transcript has a single exon. Gene Ontology annotation, molecular function: nucleic acid binding. Gene Ontology annotation, biological process: DNA integration. The coding region runs from base 1 to 2760 and encodes 919 amino acids. Lineage: Eukaryota; Metazoa; Arthropoda; Arachnida; Ixodida; Argasidae.
AUGGGUUAUAUCACCGGAACUGCGGCAGUCCCCUCUGCUGGCAUCCAUACUGCGAUUGCUCCCAUUCCCAGGAACAAGUUCGAAGCCAUCCUCGCCCAGUACCCUGCGUUGACGAUGCCGUGCAAUCUACGACUCCAACCCAAGCACAGCGUGACACGCUGUAUCGAGACUGACGGUCCACCUGUUUUCGCCCGACCUCGACGCCUUCCGCCGGAUCGUCGCGCGGUAGCACAAAAAGAAUUCGAAAGCAUGCUUGAACUGGGGAUCGUCAGACCGUCAUCCAGUACAUGGGCAUCUCCACUACACAUGGUCCCGAAGAAGACCGGGGACUGGCUGCCCUGUGGAGACUACAGGGUGCUUAACCGUGUUACAAGACCCGACCGGUAUCCCGUCCCUCACAUCCAGGAUUUUACCUCAAAUCUACACGGCGCCACGAUUUUCUCCAAGCUUGACCUUAGUAAGGCAUAUCAUCAAAUUCCCAUGGACCCCGACAGCAUCCCCAAGACAGCCAUCACUACACCGUUUGGAUUGUACGAAUACGUCCGCAUGCCCUUCGGCCUCCGGAACGCGGCACAAACGUUCCAGCGCUUCGUCGACUCCGUCCUUCGCGGUCUGCCAUUUGCUGACGCAUACAUAGACGACCUACUUGUGGCACCCGCGAACCCCGAAGAGCAUGAACGCCACCUCCACCAACUCUUCACUCGCCUUUCUGAAUACGGCAUAGUUGUCAACACCUCGAAAUCCAAGUUUGGAGUAGACCAUUUAGAAUUUCUUGGCCAUCAUGUCGAUAAAGAGGGCGUACGCCCUCUACCAGCCAAGGUCCAGGCAAACCAGGAAUUUCCGCAGCCUACCACCCUCCGCCGCCUCCGGGAGUUCCUGGGGCUCAUUAAUUUUUACCGCCGUUUCUUGCCCAGGUGCUCCACGCUACUUCAACUGCUAACCGACAUGCUGGCCCACCUGACAGACCCCAAUGAGGAUUUGAUUUGGACACCCGACGCUGCAGAAGCCUUUCGCACGGUGAAGGGCCUUCUGGCGGAUACCACCAUGCUCGGACAUCCCCAUCCUUCUGCACCCACCUCCAUCAUGGUUGACGCCUCCAAUGUCGCCAUCGGCGCCGUGCUUCAGCAGCACGUGAACAGUGCCUGGGUCCCCCUGGCGUUCUUUUCUAAAGUCCUCAACUCUACGCAGUGGCAAUACAGCACGUUCGGUCGGGAGCUCCUCGCCGCAUUUGAGGCCGUCAAGUAUUUCCGCUUCUUCGUCGAAAGACGCGAGUUCUCCCUUUUUACCGACCACAAGCGACUCGUCGGAGCCUUCCGUGCCGCUGGAUCAGGGUUAUCACCGAGGGAAAUACGACAUAUCGCUUUCGUGCUUGAAUUCACCGCUGACGUCCGGCACACAAAGGGACAAGCCAACACUGUCGCCGACGCUCUGUCUCGGGCCGUAGAGACGCAUGCCCUGACGGUGCCUGAUCUGAUCGACUUCAAUGAGCUUGCGCGCGCGACCCGGAACUCGCGGGCUUUCCACACCCUGACUACUCACUCCGGCUGGAACGCGUUCCCUUCCCUGACUCAGACGUCCAACUCUGGUGCGACGUCUCCACUAACCCUCCCAGAGUUUACCUCCCCGCAUCCGUACGACGCAAUAUCUUCGAACGUCUCCACAGCUUAUCCCACCCCAGCAUCCGUGCUUCGCAGCGCCUCAUAUCCUCUCGUUACGUGUGGCACGACAUGCGAACCGACGUGCGCAACUGAGUACGAUCCUGCAUCCCUUGCCAAGCUUCUAAAGUACAUCGUCAUACCCACUCGUCCUCUCGUCAAAUUCCCCAUGCCAGACGCCAGAUUUGAUCAUGUUCAUCUGGAUCUUGUUGGCCCAUUACCAUCUUCGCAAGGCAACAAGUACAUACUGACCAUGAUCGACAGGUUCUCCCGCUGGCUCGAGGCCGUGCCCCUGCCGGACAUCACUGCUGAGCAAGUGGCCCGCGCAUUCGCGUCUUCCUGGAUCUCAAGGUACGGCGCCCCGCUCAGGCUCACCACGGACCGCGAUAGGCAAUUUGAAUCCCGUCUAUUCCGGAGCCUGGUUACACAUCUGGGCUCCAAGCAUAUCAGGACGACUGCGUACCAACCCGCAGCGAACGGACUCGUGGAACGAUGCCACCGCCAACUUAAGGCCGCUAUCCGACCCUAUCCGUCACCAAACGACUGGACUGAGCAUUUGCCAUUUAUCCUGCUUGGCCUCCGAUCCGUCUUCCGCGAUGACCUAGGAUGCACCGCUGCGGAGCUGCUCUAUGGUACCACCCUGCGCUUACCAGGAGAUUUCUUUUCAUCCUCACCCCACGACGCUGAACCCACCGUCGAAUUCGUCGAGCGCAUACGACGAAGCAUGGCACAGCUCUGCCCCACCGCUAAGAGGGCCUCCGCGUCCCGACCCACAUAUAUCCCCAAGGAACUACAGACUACCAAGUUUGUCUUUCUGCGCCAUGACGCUGUCCGAAAGCCUCUGCAGCGGCCCAACGACGGACCAUAUGAAGUGAUCGAGCGUGGGCCGGCCACCUUCAAACUUAAAAUCGGCGAUCGCCUGGACACAGUCACCUUAGACCGCCUCAAGCCCGCCUUUGUAUUUACAGACUCCAAUCCUGGCCUCCUUCCUCCGCCCUCUGCUGCGCCCUCUUCUCCUAAGAGAGUGCGCUUCCGGACUCAAAGGGGGGAGGGAGAGUGGUGUAGAGGAAGAAGACGUCCUGCGACACAGAGGCGCGAGACAUGA